GAAAAGGCUAAAGAAAAAUUCGCUACAGACGAUGAUUUUGUUUAUUCAAAGGAUUAUUUAUCAAACUUGUUAGAAUUUGAUGAUGUUUCAUUCAGAAGAUUAAAAGAAUCUCAUAAAUCAUAUUUAAAUGAUAUUUUAGCAGAUAAACAUGUUAGUUUCCAUAAUGAUGAUUCAAAACCUUUUGGUAAUGGUAUUGUUUUUGUUGGUGGUAUUAAAUUUUCUUGGCUAGCAUUCAUUGGGAUUCAACAAUUGAGAACCCUAGGAUGUAAUUUACCAAUUGAAGUGUUUAUCGGUGAUGAAAGUGAAUAUGAAGAAGAAUUAUGUGAAGUUAUUUUACCAAAAUUUAAUUCUCGUUGUUCAGUGUUACAUCAAGAAAUUGGUGAUAUUUCUAAAAAAUUAGAAGCUAAAAUCUCAGGAUAUCAAUAUAAAAAUCUUGCAUUCUUGGUUUCAAAAUUCGAAAACAUUUUAUUUUUAGAUGCUGACAAUGUUCCAAUGAGAGAUCCAACCCCAUUAUUUAAUUCCAAAGUUAUGAAAGAUCAUGGAUUGGUUAUAUGGCCAGAUGCAUGGGCAAGAACAACACAUCCAAAAUACUUUGAAAUUGCAGGAGUUAAUGUAACAAAUCAAAUCGUUAGAGGCCCUUAUAAAGGUCAAGAUCCAACAAACUUUGAUAUAAACAAAGAUGUUAGUUUCCAUGAUUUGGAAAUCACUUUACCAAACCCAUCAAGUGAAAGUGGUAUGAUUUUGAUCAACAAGACAAAACAUGCAAAGACUUUGUUGUUAUCAUUAUAUUAUAAUGUUUUUGGCCCCAAAUUAUAUUACACUUUGUUUACCCAAGGUUCAGCAGGCGAAGGUGAUAAAGAAACUUUCAUUGCAGCUGCGUUUGUCCUUGGAAACAAAUUCUAUCAAGUCUUACAACCUUUUAAAUUCAUUGGACAUCAUCAUAAAGCUGGUGAAUUUAGCAGUAAAGCAUUGGGUGAACAUAAUGAAUUGAUUGAAGCACCUAAUGCUAAAAAAGCUGAUGUUUUCUUUAUGCAUCUAAGUUAUCCAAAGUUGGUACCAUUUGCCUUAUUACACGAUGAAGAGAUUAUCAUUGAUGGUAAACAUAUUAGAAUGUAUAUGUCUUCAACAGAAGCUGCAGGUUAUGAUUUUGAAUUGAGAAUAUUCCAGAUUGUCACUGCUGCUUUAUGUAAAGACUAU
Hansenula anomala is the source of this 1197-nucleotide messenger RNA. RefSeq names its product alpha-mannosyltransferase. Gene Ontology annotation, molecular function: alpha-1,2-mannosyltransferase activity. Gene Ontology annotation, biological process: mannan biosynthetic process. The annotation marks the transcript as partial. The transcript is spliced from 2 exons. Lineage: Eukaryota; Fungi; Ascomycota; Saccharomycetes; Phaffomycetales; Wickerhamomycetaceae. Gene Ontology annotation, cellular component: Golgi apparatus. The record is from RefSeq and is a predicted model, not a curated record.